Molecule: messenger RNA, 1469 nt
Organism: Scylla paramamosain (green mud crab)
Lineage: Eukaryota; Metazoa; Arthropoda; Malacostraca; Decapoda; Portunidae
Product: RNA-binding protein 48-like
Exons: 1
Coding region: 484-1377 (297 amino acids)
Cellular component (GO): nucleoplasm
Molecular function (GO): nucleic acid binding
Source: RefSeq, a predicted model, not a curated record
GGAUAGAUUGGGUAUCGGUAUCUACAUACAAUUCCAGGAAGAAUAUAAAAUAUAACUGGCAGUUUAAAUAGUGAGUGGUUUUGCAAGUGGGGGAAUUUUAAGAAAUAAUAGCUUUACAAGUCAACAGCACAAUUGUAUAUGAUAUGGAGCACAAUAUGCAUAAAGAAAAAUUAAAUAAAACAUGAAAAGGUAUGAAAAGACACGAAAAAGAUGUGACAAAAACGACAGCAUUAUAGUCGUUAUGGCAACCUUUUAACAGCUGAUGGAGGUAAACAAACGAGCAACCCAAGCUCAGAGCUGAGACGCGGAACCAAGGAAACUAAAACAUAGACUUCCUUUAAGCUUCCUUGCGGUGAACUGUUCUGUACUGCUGCCUCAGGUCAGAGUUAUCUCAGGCAAGAAUUCCGAUCGCGAGUUUGCGAGGAUGUUUGUUAAAGGCAGUCACACAGCUUGGAGUACAUAAGGGAUAGCAGAGACCACGCCAUGGCCCUUCAAACACCAGACAUCCCCGUGAAGAAGCUUCCCCACCACGAGCAACUAGAGUUGUGCGUCACCCGAGCCCGGUACAGGCAGGGGCGGAAGCUGACUGCUGUGCGCGUCUACACUGUCAACGAUGAGUCUAAGUACCUUAUCGUCAACGGUGUCCCGGCCAUCAAAAUCUGCCAGGAGAUAGAAAUGUUGUGCCAGCGUUACGGUGAUCUCGAGUACAUACACUUGCUGCCAGAGUACCCCCAUGAGGACUACGUGGAAGUUUAUUUAAUCAAGUACAGAUGGCUAAAAAACGCCAGAUUCGCAAAAAGACAGCUGGAUGGGAAGUCUUUCUACGGCCAAGUCCUCCAUGUGUGCUAUGCCCCUGAACUGGAGACUGUGGAGGAGACGAGAGAGAAGCUGCAGGAGAGGCGGAAGAGUGUAGCAGCUCUCACAAGGCACCAGCAAGAUCCUGUUGCUGUGAGCCACGUCCGGAAGAGAAGACUGAUGCCACCCACAGCCAUGCGAUACAUGAACCAACUCAGGCCAGACCUUAGGCAGGAAAACAUGGACAGACUCCAUCCUCGAGUGGAGGAUUCCCACCUGACCAACAGUGGGGAAUGUUCUGAGGGAAAGGGUGACAGUGGUGCAGCCUCAGGGGACAAAUCACACACUAGUCAGGUUUGCUCAGAGAAUCUUUCAGAUGAAACUGCUACUGCCACAUCUGUGAGUAAUGCAAAUCUGAACAAUGGUAGUGAAAAGAGAACUUCCGAACCAUGCAAUGUAAGCCAAGAUGUGUGUGGGAAUAUUGAUAGGAGAGACAAAAGAUCUAUUGAAACAUGUAUGACAACUAAGAAAAAAAUUAAGCUUUUUGGAAACAAAAACUUACUGUCAUAUAAGCAAGAAUAAUGUACAGUGUGUAUUAUCUUAUGAAUGUAAAAAAAAUAAGUAAAAUUUUUAAUUUAAUAUUAUUCUAAUUUGAAAAAGUUGUUAUUCCAGCA